Molecule: messenger RNA, 1365 nt
Organism: Eimeria acervulina
Lineage: Eukaryota; Apicomplexa; Conoidasida; Eucoccidiorida; Eimeriidae
Exons: 2
Coding region: 1-1365 (454 amino acids)
Source: RefSeq, a predicted model, not a curated record
AUGCAGCCUUCUGCUGCUUCUGCGUCUCGGGUGCCCCCCGGCUUCGCCCGGCCUUUGACUGUUGGUGAAGUACCUCUAAUGGCUUACAAUACACACAACAAGCCUGUUAAUGCUGCACCACGUUCUAAGGAGAAGUAUACAAUGCUGCUUCCUGCAAAGGCUGCAGCAGAGGGUAUGAGGGGCUACCAUGCUCUUCGUUUCUUACGUCUUAGACGUCUUUAUAAUAAGCAGCAGCUGCAGCGACUGUUUUUGCUGCUCUUUAUGGCUGUUCUAGGGUUAAUGCUGCUGCUUUGGGAGCAGCUAACACUACCAAUGCUGGAACAGCUGCAGCAGCUACGCUCAUUAGGGCCUUCUAUUCCUUCUGCUGCUGAUAUUCAUCGGUGUGCUGCUGUUGUAGCAUCACCUAGGCUGUAUGCACAUGACGAAUUAAUGUCUCUUAGUGGGGCUGGGCGUAGAGAGCUGCUGCAGGAAGUGUGGGUUGGCGAUGCUAAGCGAGAAGAGCGUAGGGCAGCUGCUUCUUCUGCUUCUUCUCCUGCUGCAGCUGUUACUGCUGCUGCUGCUGCUGCUACUCCUGCUGCUGCUGCUGCUGCUGCUAGCCGAGGAUUUCUUAUGCUAAGCUCUGCUCAACAUGAUGGUUUAUUUGCUUUCUUAGAAAUACUUAUACGGGGUAUGCAGCUAAAGAAUGUUUCCUUUGCUCUAGGGGGCUCAACUCUUCUGGUGGAGCAGGCAGUGAAUUCUUCCUUUGGGUUGAUUAGCAUAGACACCUCAACAGCAGCAGAUUCUUUAAGCCUUCCUGCAUUAUUUGUACGAGUAUAUUGGUAUAAAGAGGUGCGGGAUCGAUCCCCAGACGAUCCCCAAGACUGGGAACCCCACGCAGAGAUAACAGGAGUCUCUUCUCAGCAGCAAAUGCCGCUGCAGGAGCUGCUUCCUUUUGUAGAGAGACCCUUGGGGCUUCUUGCAAUACCUUCUCCAAAGAACCCUUUAUUCUAUCUCAACAGAUUCUAUAACUCUGCUAACCCGUUCUGUGCUGCUAUGAUGCAGCAGGAAAAAGCAGCAGCAGCAGCAGCAGCAGCAAUUGCUGCUGCACAAGAUCCAGCCGCAGGGGGAUCUACAGACGGAACCCCCAUCAGCAGCAGCAGCGAGGGGUCGGGGCCUGUGUCGUUCUUAUCAUUCUCCCUCGGGAGCUGCAGCAGCAGCAGCAGAAGGGAUAUAAAGCCUCUUGUCGAAUGCACACCUGUUAAUGGAGACUGUCUUAAAGAGACAUUUACCUUUAAUGGGGAGAAGCUACUUGAGGUGUAUACGAGCUCCCGAUACACCCCAGCCCCUGAGUUCCGUUCGUGGUUCCAGCCCGGAUGGAGUUGGUAA